This is a messenger RNA of Sciurus carolinensis (gray squirrel), 5097 nucleotides long. It is a transcript of the gene Agap2, whose product is annotated as ArfGAP with GTPase domain, ankyrin repeat and PH domain 2. The coding region runs from base 730 to 4311 and encodes 1193 amino acids. Gene Ontology annotation, molecular function: GTP binding; GTPase activity; GTPase activator activity. NCBI's taxonomy places the organism in Eukaryota, Metazoa, Chordata, Mammalia, Rodentia, Sciuridae. The transcript has 19 exons. The record is from RefSeq and is a predicted model, not a curated record. Gene Ontology annotation, cellular component: nucleus.
GGGGGCCGCCUCCUCCUCAAUGUGAGGGGAGCGCCCGGACACAGCGCGCAUCCGGACCGAGCCGAGCCCGGGCAAGGCCCCCGGACUCUUCGCCGGGAUCUCACGCCCCUCCCCUCCCAGACCCCAGACCCGUGGGUUCCCACCCCCUCCUGUUCCCUCCUUCCUCCUCCGCCGCCUCCUACAUCUCCAUCCCCAGCAUCCUCCCCGCGCCCCUGCGAAUCCCCCGCACCGCAAGCCCCACUAGCUUUCCACCCUCCUCAAGACCCCUCUCCCACCACAUCCCUGGCCCCUGGCCCUUAAGUCCCCAUUCCCUUCUCCUGCCUCCCCCGCUGGUUCUCUCCUAGCCUCGGGUCCCCCUUUCUGCCCCCUUUUCCUCCCACUCCCUCAUUUGCCCCCACUACUGUCCUCCCCGCCCUCCUCCGCCCAUCUCAGCGCCCCCACCCAGGCCGGGGUGCACGGUCCGGCGCGCCUCCCCGGAGCAGCACCAAGGUCCCGGGGCUCUAAGGGGGUGGGGGCGCAGGGCGGGGAGCAUGGGGAGGGGGAGCCCCAUGUGAUGGGAGGGGGGCGCAAGCGGAGGCGGAGGAGGCGGCGGCGACAGCGGAGCCGGACUGGGGGCUCAGCGGGGUCCGGGGGCUGGGGGCAGCGAGCAGGGCGGCCCCAUGGCCGGGCCCCCCUGAGGCAGUCCGGGGGAGUCCCCUCCCCUCCCCAGCUCGGGGGUCUUCGGGCCCCAUGAGCCGGGGCGCGGGCGCGCUUCAGCGCCGGACAACGACCUACCUCAUCUCGCUGACCCUGGUCAAGCUCGAGUCCGUACCUCCGCCGCCGCCUUCUCCGUCCGCAGUCGCGGCCAGCGCCCCUGGGGCUAGAGGCUCCGAAACCGGGGAUCCUGGCAGCCCCCGAGGCGCGGAGGAUCCGGGCAAGAAGCGGCACGAGCGUCUCUUCCACCGACAGGAUGCGCUGUGGAUCAGCACUAGCAGCGCGGGAGCGGGGGGUGCGGAGCCCCCAGCCUUGUCCCCGGCUCCGGCCAGUCCGGCUCGCCCGGUCUCCCCCGCUCCCGGCCGCCGACUCUCCCUCUGGGCGGCCCCUCCGGGACCCCCGCUCUCCGGGGGACUAAGCCCCGACCCUAAACCCGGGGGCGCCCCCACCUCCUCCCGACGCCCUCUACUCAGCAGCCCGAGCUGGGGGGGCCCGGAACCCGAAGGCCGGCCAGUCGGCGGCGUCCCCGGUUCGUCCUCCCCGCAUCCUGGCACAGGCAGCCGGAGGCUCAAGGUGGCGCCUCCUCCACCGGCUCCCAAGCCUUGCAAGACCGUGACCACGAGUGGAGCCAAAGCCGGCGGGGGCAAGGGCGCGGGUAGCCGCCUGUCAUGGCCCGAAAGCGAAGGCAAGCCCAGGGUCAAGGGGCCAAAGAGCAGCGCCGGGACUGGAGCUUCUGCCGCUGCGGCUGCUGCUGCCGGCGGGGGAGGGGGCGCUGCAGCCGCGACCUCUGGUGGGGUCGGGGCUGGGGCUGGAGUCCGAGGGAAGCUGUCCCCUCGAAAAGGCAAGAGUAAGACCUUGGACAACAGUGACUUGCACCCAGGACCGCCUGCCGGCUCUCCUCCUCCUCUAACCAUCCCAGCAACCCCGGCUCCAGGCUCUGCCGUUACCGCCGCCUCCGCGCAGCCCCUCGGGCCAGCACCUCCAAUCACUCUGGAGCCUCCAGCUCCGGGGCUGAAACGGGGCCGGGAGGGGGGCCGAGCAUCCACUCGCGACCGCAAGAUGCUCAAGUUUAUCAGCGGUAUCUUCACCAAGAGCACAGGGGGGCCACCUGGCUCAGGGCCCCUUCCAGGACCCCCGGGCCUGUCUUCUGGCAGCGGGUCCAGGGAGCUGCUGGGUGCAGAGCUCCGCGCCUCCCCUAGUGAGUGGGAGGCUGUGGUCAAUAGCCAGGAAUGGACUUUGAGCCGCUCCAUUCCUGAACUUCGUCUGGGUGUACUGGGCGAUGCCAGGAGUGGAAAGUCAUCACUCAUCCACCGAUUCCUGACUGGUUCUUACCAGGUGCUGGAGAAGACUGAGAGUGAGCAGUACAAGAAAGAGAUGUUGGUGGAUGGACAGACUCAUCUGGUGCUGAUCCGAGAGGAAGCUGGGGCACCUGAUGCCAAGUUCUCAGGCUGGGCAGACGCUGUGAUCUUCGUCUUCAGCCUGGAGGAUGAGAACAGUUUCCAAGCUGUGAGCCAUCUUCAUGGGCAGCUGAGCUCCCUUCGGGGGGAGGGACGAGGAGGCCUGGCCCUGGCACUGGUGGGGACACAAGACAGGAUCAGUGCUUCCUCUCCUCGGGUGGUUGGUGAUGCUCGUGCCAGGGCUCUGUGUGCAGAAAUGAAACGCUGCAGCUACUACGAGACUUGUGCAACCUAUGGACUCAAUGUGGAUCGAGUCUUCCAGGAGGUGGCCCAGAAGGUGGUGACCUUGCGCAAACAGCAACAACUUCUGGCUGCCUGCAAGUCUCUGCCCAGCUCCCCAAGUCACUCAGCUGCUUCCACCCCUGUAGCUGGGCAGGCUAGUAACGGGGGCCACACUAGCGACUACUCUUCUUCCCUUCCAUCCUCACCCAAUGUCGGUCACCGGGAGCUCCGAGCUGAGGCAGCUGCAGUGGCUGGAUUGAGCACUCCUGGGUCCUUACACCGGGCAGCCAAGCGCAGGACCAGUCUUUUUGCGAAUCGUCGGGGUAGUGACUCUGAAAAGAGGAGCUUGGAUAGUCGGGGAGAGACAACAGGGAGUGGGCGAGCCAUCCCCAUCAAACAAAGCUUCCUACUAAAGCGAAGUGGCAAUUCCUUGAACAAAGAAUGGAAGAAGAAAUACGUGACUCUGUCCAGUAAUGGCUUCCUACUCUACCACCCCAGCAUUAAUGAUUACAUUCACAGUACCCAUGGCAAGGAGAUGGACUUGCUACGAACAACAGUCAAAGUCCCAGGCAAGCGGCCUCCAAGGGCCAUAUCUGCUUUUGGUCCCUCAGCCAGCAUCAAUGGACUGGUCAAGGACAUGAGCACUGUCCAGAUGGGUGAAGGCCCUGAAGCCACGACUGCCAUGCUCAGCCCCAGCCCUAGCCCCAGUUCCCUGCAGCCACCACCAGAUCAGACAACAAGGCACCUGCUGAAACCAGAUCGGAAUUUGGCCCGAGCCCUCAGCACCGACUGUACCCCAUCUGGAGACCUGAGCCCCCUGAGUCGGGAACCCCCUCCUUCUCCCAUGGUGAAGAAGCAGAGGAGAAAAAAACUGACAACACCAUCCAAGACCGAAGGCUCGGCUGUGCAGGCUGAAGCCAAGCGCAAAAUGUGGAAACUAAAAUCCUUUGGUAGUUUAAGAAAUAUUUAUAAAGCAGAGGAAAAUUUUGAGUUCCUGAUCGUAUCAAGCACUGGUCAGACGUGGCACUUUGAGGCAGCCAGCUUUGAGGAGAGGGACUCCUGGGUCCAGGCUAUCGAGAGUCAGAUUCUAGCCAGUCUGCAGUGCUGUGAGAGCAGCAAGGUCAAGCUGCGCACAGACAGCCAAAGUGAAGCUGUGGCCAUUCAGGCGAUCCGGAACGCCAAAGGAAACUCUAUCUGCGUGGACUGCGGAGCCCCCAACCCCACGUGGGCCAGCUUGAACCUGGGCGCACUCAUCUGUAUCGAGUGUUCUGGCAUCCACCGGAACCUGGGCACACACCUGUCUCGCGUUCGUUCGCUCGACUUGGAUGACUGGCCGCGGGAGCUGACCCUGGUGCUGACGGCUAUUGGCAACGACACGGCCAACAGCGUGUGGGAAAGCGACACUAGGGGCCGCGCCAAACCUACACGGGACUCUUCGCGGGAGGAGCGUGAGUCAUGGAUUCGCGCCAAAUAUGAGCAGCUGCUGUUCUUGGCGCCGCUGGGCACUACCGAGGAGACGCUGGGCCGCCAGCUGUGGGCCGCUGUGCAGGCCCAGGACGUGGCCACCGUUCUCCUGCUUCUGGCCCAUGCGCGUCACGGGCCGCUCGACACCAGCGUAGAGGACCCACAGCUCCGCUCUCCACUACACCUGGCGGCCGAGCUCGCGCACGUUGUCAUCACGCAACUGCUGCUGUGGUAUGGCGCGGACGUGGCGGCCCGCGACGCACAGGGCCGCACGGCGCUGUUCUACGCCCGUCAGGCUGGGAGCCAGCUGUGUGCGGACAUCCUUCUGCAGCACGGGUGCCCAGGCGAGGGAGGCAGCACAGCCACCACGCCCAGCGCGGCCACCACGCCCAGCAUUACUGCCACGCCCAGCCCCCGCCGCCGGAGCAGUGCAGCCAGCGUGGGCCGUGUGGACGCCCCGGUCGCGCUGGUAUAGUUGCCCAACAGCGGGAGAGUCACCCCCACCCCCACGCGGGCCGGGCACAACCACACCCGGUGGACAGCUGGACAGAUGCACCCAUUCACCUCUCCAAUUCGCACCCCGCCCCACGGGAGCACUUCCUACCCCCACGAGGGCACAGCCCCCACGCCUCCCAGAAGACACAAACUCACCUCCCUCUCCCCAAUGAGGCAUGGAGACCCCAGCUCAACACGCCCCCUCUCCACUGUUUCCACCCUCGGAUUGCUCUGGGUCUACCCGCUCGGUGUUUGCAGAAAGGGACGUCCCCGCUGCGGUACCGGCUCGAGGGCGCUUGGACAUGCCUGCCCACGCCCUCUAGGGGCGGGAAAAGGACCCAGUCCUGCCAGCGUUCAACAAUCCACGGCAGGAGCCCAAACCCAGGCUGGCUCCUGGGGCGACGCCACGCCAGAGGGAGGGGUUAGUACGUGGAGCGGUAGCCCUGGGACUUGGGGCCGAUACCGGGACCCCACCCCUUCAAUGCUGAUCUCACUGCCCAGUAAAGGGGAAAAGGGCAGCGAGGGGCAGGACCCCUGCUGCCUGUGGAGGUAGAGGGGUCCCAAACCCUUUCCGUGAAAGGGACCAUGAGGAGUGGAAAUCAGGAUCCCCCCUACACCUACCCAUGGGUGGAAGUAAAGCGCCAGGGGCAGCCAAGAUCCUGGGUCCCUCCGCUACUAUCUUGGGAGGGAGAAAGGAUGAAGCAAGAGCGGGCUAAGGGGACUGGGGAGGGACCUUGUAAUUUAUUGCUUUGUUCCCCAACAUGGG